Molecule: messenger RNA, 4684 nt
Organism: Micropterus salmoides (largemouth bass)
Lineage: Eukaryota; Metazoa; Chordata; Actinopteri; Centrarchiformes; Centrarchidae
Gene: rbbp8nl
Product: retinoblastoma binding protein 8-like
Exons: 14
Coding region: 181-1926 (581 amino acids)
Biological process (GO): DNA double-strand break processing involved in repair via single-strand annealing; double-strand break repair via homologous recombination
Cellular component (GO): site of double-strand break
Molecular function (GO): damaged DNA binding; double-strand/single-strand DNA junction binding; Y-form DNA binding
Source: RefSeq, a predicted model, not a curated record
UCUCCCUCACCUUAUUCUUCUUUCUUUCUCUUCAAUAUCACGCUUUCACUCCCUCUGUCUCUGUAUCACUCUGUCCAUCUCUGAAGCCUGAGCGAGCAAAAACUGUGCCCCGUAGGGAACGGCUGAACGAGACCUCGGCUGUAUGAGUCUGACUCAAGGUCAAAGGUGAUUGUAAUAGCAAUGGAGUGCUUCAACAACCUACUCCUGAAACUACGGGAGGUCCAUGAGCGAGAAGUGGAGGGUUGGCAGAUGAAAAUGCAAGAGCUAUCCAACAAAAAAGGCUGUGACACAAAGCGAAUGGAGGAACUGUUCACCAAAAACCAGCAGAUGAAAGAACAGCAGAGAUUACUCACAGAAAACAUCAAGACACUGGAAAACAGGCUGAGGGCGGGGCUGUGCGACAGAUGUACAGUAACUCAGGAGGUAGCCAAGAGAAGACAACAGGAAUUUGAGGCCUCACAGAUACAGAGCCUCCAGCACAUCUCUCUACUGGCAGGAGAGAUGAACAACCUGAAAAAGGAAAACAAGAGACUAAGAGAUGAGAUCAGGAAUAUAAGAGCAACACUCAACAGAGGUCACAGUGAACACUCCUUCAAAAGAAACACCACCACAGACGUCAAACCAAACAGCACCACUGACCUUUCCCAUUCUUCUGGACCUGUGGCCCUGGUCACUGCAGCAACCAACAGGGCCAGCCACCAGCCAGCAGAUGGCACUGUUGAAGUAAAAUCUGAGGCAGACCAAAGAGCUGAAGAAGCUGAACAAAGACAAUUGAGAGGGAUGAACAGAAGUCACUUUGAGUCAUACAGGCAACUUUCACUCUCGGCUCAAGCAUCACCAUCCUGGAAGACAGAGCAUAGUGUAGCACGUGUUGGAGAGAGGAGAGCUCAGAGUAUUGAAGGACUGAACCAGCGAUCCUCUGUCUCUCCUCAAGAAGUGAACCAUAACAGACAUGUGCUCCACCCUACUGUCCCCUGCCGUCCUCAACCUAUCAUGAGCAGCCCUGUCACUCUCCCCUGGCCCUUAUCUGAAUCUCCCGACUGGGCUGCAGGCACCAGCAUGGCGGUGCCACCAAACCCGCCACACUUUCCCAACCUUGUCCCAACUAGCCAACAUGCCAGUCCCGGAAGGCAGGUUUUUGGGUCUUCCUGGCACAAGCAGAGCACCCACCAGCCUCCUGCCAGAGAGCCAACUGUGUUAUUCAGGUUGAGGAGUCUGUCAGAGCAUGUGGAGAGUCAAACUAAGUCCCAGGAGAAAAAAGAACUCCCACCAUCCAAGGAGAAGAGUGUUACUGGGGACGUGUUUAGAGAGACUUGCGAGGUCCCUCUGGACCUAUCGGAACGAGGAAAGUCCAAACCCAGCCAAACACCAAGAGAUGAUUCGCCCAUAGCCUUACAAGGUGACGAGAGAGCACAGAAGAGCCCUGACAAGGAUGUGAAGACAAAUCCACCUGCACACGGACCAGUAUCAUCACCUACUCCUGUCGUCUCUCCCUCAUCCUCCUCUACGCAACAAGUAGAAGAGCCUACCAGUGACCACAACCACAAGCAGGUAAAAGAGGUCAAAGAGCAGGAGCAGAAAGAGGAGGUGAAUGGAAAGACAGACCAAAACAACAGGAAGAAGGUGCCUGUCCUCACUAUAUCAUUACGUCCAGUAGUAGUGCUGGAGACUCUGAAUUCUGCUCUGAAGAUGCAUGAAUCCUUACCAUCAAAUGGCAAGUCAUCGUCACCAGCAGCUGAGCCAGAAAGCAACUCUGACGAGCAGGACAAGGAUGUGAGUGUGUCAGGACAAGAAAGCGUCCAGGGCUGCAAGAGGAAGAGGGCAUCUGUGGAGACAGAAACUGACAGAGACUCGGACAUAAACAACAUCCAGCAGGAGAGGAAGAUCAAGAUCACAGUGAUAUCUGAGAAGAAGAGCCCGAGCUAAAGAGCAUGAUAAAACAUUGACUUGGUAAUCUCAAUUAAACCUGCAUCAAGUGAUUGCAGUAAAACAAGCUGUAAAUGCAACAUUUACACCAUCACCUCGUGUGUUGUUUACUAAUCCCAAUUUUCAAUUCUACCAAAUUCAAAUUCUACCCAGUGUAAGAACCACUUGAGCUGAACUAGAGAUUACCAUUGGGACAACUAAAAUAUAGCAAAACAAAAAAUAAACGCCUAAAAUAAUAAUUUCUCUGGAGCAAGAGGCUUGUAUCUACAAAAACGUUUUUAAGACAGUUAUAGCACAGUUAUAGCCUUAUCUUAAUUUCCAUCAAUAUCAAUAAACAGUGACAACAUUUAUUUUGAGAUGGUAGUCGAUUACAGCAAGCAAACAAGGCCAUCAUUGAGAGUCUCUAUUGACAUCUGCAUUGCAUGUAAUGUGUGGUAUCUUCCUCUAUUUAGCUUGGGUAGGCAAUUUAUUUCAGAAGCAUUUUUGUUUUAUUUGUUGAAAUUGUCUUUACAUUUUGACAGCAAUCAAUAAAUCAAAUGCUCCGACACAAAAAUGAAAAACGGUAUCUGUGGCUGCUGCCACAUUUCAUUUGGACCUGUUCUGUGCAUAAAAAUGUGUUUGGGGGAGUGGCUUUGGAUGGAGGUCUGAGGAAGGGCUGGAAUAUUUUUCAGUUGGAUAUUUUCAAAAUCUAGCCGUCUGCUAUAUCGGUUGCUGUUUAAAUGCUACACACGGAUCAUUUAAAAUGCAUGGCAAUUCAGAUAAGAUAAGGCUGUUAUUGUAGUUCCUAAAAACUUUUUUGUUAAUACAAGCCUCUCGCUCCAGAGAAGUUAAUAUUUUUAGGCAUUUAUGUUUAGAUCUGCUAUAUUUUAGUUGUCCCAAAGGUAAUCUCUUGUUCGGCUCUAGUGGUUCUUACACUGGGGAGGAAGAUUUUCAGAGGCUGAUAAUUCUGCAACUUCUCUUUUCAUGUUUUUUUACAUGAACAGUAAUAUUCCAUUAAGUCAGUAUAUAAGAAGGAACAUGUGACCAGUGCUUUAUGUCAUGUAAACAUCAUAUUCUAUUGAUUGUUGGGAUUAGUAAACAACAUAUAUUUAAUUUCCAUGGAGUCGCUAAAUCCAAAAUAACAAUUAUAAAAACUGAAUAAAACAUUUUCAAAUGCCAGUACUCAAAUAAAACCUGAACCUUCACUUGGUGAAUAUCAGCGUGCAUGUAAACACACAUUUACUUUUUGUUUAGCACUUAGGCAGUUAGAACUGAGUCACAGUCAAGUCACACAUUUUUGCAACACAUAGCAGCCCAUUUUCACAAGGUACAACUCAGGCAGCCACCCUGAAUAUGACCAACUGAUGACAAGUGCAAUAAAUGGAGGCUUUGUCAUAGAAAAUUUAGUUACGUAGUUAAAUAAAUGAUCAGAUUCAAAUAAUGGUGUGACCUAUGUUCAUUCUCCUCUCAGCUGUUGAUUUGUCAAAACUCAAAAUCACCACAACUAUUGCCAAUUCAGUACCAUUGCUAGUGUCAUCCCUCUGCAGACACAGUACCAGCGUAGCCACUCCCCCUUUCUGAAACCUUAAAUAACCAUCCAAUCAAAUGAAAAAUUGUGAAGACCUUUUCUUUACCUUGUCUUAACAGACAAACAAAGCAAACCAAACAGUGUUUGUGUUUUACCUGCCAAUGCCUAAAACUGUAAUCUUCCUUUGCAGUAUCCCGCAACAUUGUAUUUUCAUAUAACAUAAUUAUUUCACUUUCCUGGCAUUGCUGUCACUGCCUGGCUAUUUCUGCCACAGAGCAACCCCCCACCCUGUUGUAAGUGACCAACAAAGAGAAAAAUAGAGAAAAACAUGUUCCGUUUCCUCUUUUUCAUUUUCAGAAUGCACAUAUUUUGCAAGUAUUAACUUUCCACUCACAGCUGUGACAGCUUGUGGUAAGCCGGAUGGAAGGAGGCGAUAAGUGUCAGUUAAAGAACCUAUACUUUUGUCAUAAUCAUUGUGUCCAUUUUGUGUAAAUACAUAAAAAAAAAAUUAAUGGCAGGAUCAGCCGAUACAUAGUGAAAAUAUGAGUUUGUUGUUAUUAUUCCUUCUUUUCUUUUUUCGGAAGCAUACACUUUUUAUUAUCCUGUGUGUAAAAAACUGUGCAAUCCUGAUGCUGUUAUAUUGAUUUCUGCUGUUUCUAUCAUGUCUCUCUAAUGCCAUUAGAGUCCAUUAGGUACAGUACUUGCUCAAUGGUCAGUGGACUAAAUAGCCUGUCCCUGCCAUUCGCAUCUCUCUGUUAAUUAAAAUGUGAUCGACUGUGCCACUGUAAGUGUACUAUUGCGCUUUGACUUUUACAGUAUGCGAAUCUAUCAGGUUAAAUUAUGUGUUGUGUUGUGGUCUAAACAGAUAUUUUGUUUAUUUUGAAUGAUAUAACGCACACUCUUGUUGAAUGCAUGUCUUAUGAUGCUUAAGAAAAUUUCCGUUUUUGAAUGUUGCUUCUGUAGUUCCUACUGUAUAUGGUCUAGCUCUUAUAUUUCUGACCGUAACAAAUUUACCACACAACUCUUUUACAUAUUGGGUGAAAAAUCUUCAGUGAAAGUUUUCUCGGAAAUACAAAUAACAUCAUGUCUGAAGUUUUGUUCAAGAUAUUAUGCAAAACAGUUGUGGUGUGAUGAUGGGAUGUAGAAACCAGAGGAAACUAGCAAACGUUUGUCAUGUAGUAGUGUGUAAGUAUCUAAGUAUUAUCAGCGAAAUGUACUUAAAGUAUCAAAAAUAAAAGUACUUAUUAUGCA